Messenger RNA from Ruditapes philippinarum (Manila clam), 1977 nucleotides. RefSeq names its product C-type lectin domain family 10 member A-like. The record is from RefSeq and is a predicted model, not a curated record. Gene Ontology annotation, cellular component: external side of plasma membrane. Gene Ontology annotation, molecular function: carbohydrate binding. Lineage: Eukaryota; Metazoa; Mollusca; Bivalvia; Venerida; Veneridae. Gene Ontology annotation, biological process: biological process involved in interspecies interaction between organisms. The transcript has 4 exons. The coding region runs from base 126 to 530 and encodes 134 amino acids.
UCAGCAAAAUGGAGUGUCUUAAUAUUUGCGCUUGAAAAAGUAACUGCACCGGAGUCUUUUUUCAGUCAGCCAACCAACACUGCAUACUUUGUUCGGCCAGGUACUUGACACAGCAAAACUCGAACAUGUCUGCAAAUUAUACAUUCUAUGGAGCCAAUUCAACAGUGACUGUUUAUUGGCUAGUGAAACAGUUACUGACAAGGAGCAGCGCCCAGGAAAACUGCGAAAACUUCGGCGCGCAGUUAGUAUCAAUUAAGACGUCUGCUGAAAAUAAUUAUCUGAUGCAGUUUGUUCUUGCUGACUGUGAUCAAGUCAUAUGGACAGGUGGUGUCGGGCUUGGUGGACGAGAAAGCACGUUUAAAUGGGCAGAUGGAUCACUGAUUGGAAGCGGAUUUACAAACUGGAGGUGGGGACAACCGUAUCCGGUCAAUAAUGAUGAUGCUUGCCUGAGCUUGAUUCCUAAUUGGAACUUCCGAUGGAACGAUGGAGCUUGCACCGUCGAGCAUUACAGCAUUUGUAGUUUUAAUUAAAUCUAAAGUAAAUAUUCAGUUUUACUUCUGAGAAAUAUUGUAGUGUUAGCUAUCUGAUUUUAAGCAAUACUUUGUCUCGAUUACGAUUUUAUGUAAUCUUUAUUUUGAAUUAUUAUCUUUCCUACGUAUUACACUGGACCGUACGGCAUAGUGUUGACAUAAGUGAAAUAUUAUUAAACCUCAUCCUCAUUUCACUCAUGUAAGUUAUUAUGUCGUCAUUCUAUGAAUGAGUUGCAUACUGUAGUGUAUGACGUUAUUACGCUGAAUGAACAUGGACCUUGGUGCCAUUGAUUAUCUAUUUUUUGAAAGAAGUAGAGGUAAACAAGAACAGCCAUUUUUAUUGACAGUUUAACACAGGUUACUUUCUUCUUUGUGUGCAGUGACAAGAUUAUAGCAGUGUCGAUGCUAUUUUAUAUUACAUUCUUUGAUUAAAAUGUUUAUAAAUGAUAAGAAGAAACUAUUUUGCUUUUUUAUAUUGACUUUAAAAAGCAUACAAUAUAAUUGACAGGAACUGGCUGCCUAUGGUAUAAAUUGAUAAAAUGUGGUAUUGAAGCAAAAUUGUUUUCUGUAAUAUAUUUAAUGUAUAAAGUUGUUAAAUUGUGUGUGGAACAUGUAACUUACGUUGUCUUAAUUUUUCAGUAGCGAAAUGGAUCUCUUUCAAGAUGAGAUAACUUCACCUAUUAUGUUCAGUCCCUUUUUGAAUGAUUUAGAAAAUAUGCUGCAAGAAAAUUAAGAUGAUGGUAUAACAUUAGAUCAGAUAUCGAUUUAUUUGCUAUUAUUUGCAGAUGACGCCGUUAUCUGUUCUGAAUCUGCUCAAGGUUUACAAAAUGCCUUAAAUAGUUUAGAAAAAUAUUGUAACAAAUGGCAUCUUUACUGUUAAUGUAGAUAAGACUCAGAGUGUUGUGUUUAGAAAAGCUGGAGUUUUGAAUAAAAGUUAUAAGUGGACAGAUGGGGGGGGGGUUAAAUCUAGAUAGAGAUUGUAAAAACGUUUAAUUACCUAGGUAUUGUUUUGCGUUCAUACCAGCGACCAACACACUACAAGGUAAAGCACUACGGGCUAUGAGCUCAUUAUUAAAUGUAACAAGAGAUAAGCAGGUUCCUAUUGAUAGUAUGUUCUACUUGUUUGAUGCAUAUGUUCUACCGAUUCUAAAUUAUAGUUGUGAGGUAUGGGGUAGCAUGCCAUCGGAAAAUUUUGAAAUUAUGCAUAGGAAAUUCUGUAAAUGGAUGCUCAAUGUGAAAAUGUCAACAAAAACUCUUUUAUUGUUUGCAAUUGUAUAUCAAAUUAUAUUUUUAAUUGUCGGAGAUUGGAGAUAGAGUUAAAAAAAACUAAUACUGUAAAUUGGUUGCCUAAAGUCAUGUGCGGGAUUAAAUGAUGUGUGGAUGUAUCCAGAAUCAUUUCAGCUUUAUAUAUUUAUACAAGUCCUACAUGGUCGUUUAACCCUUUCCC